CGCCCUGCCCGCGCCCGCGCCCCGCGCUCCGGAGCCCGGCCCCGCCGCCCGGGCUCUCCUGCGGGACCGAUGCCGGCCCUCCGGCCGCCAGGAGAACGUGGAAGGCCCCUCAGGCAGCCUGGCCCCUCCCGGGGGAGAUGCUGGAGGGCUGUUGGCCUGCCGCCGUGCUGCUGAACAGCAUGCAGUCCUUCCGGGAGCAGAGCAGCUACCACGGAAACCAGCAGAGCUACCCGCAGGAGGCACACAGCUCAUCCCGGGUAGAGGAGUUCAGCCCUCGGCAGGCCCAGAUGUUCCAGAAUUUUGGGGGUGCAGGCGGUGGCAGUGGAGGCAGUGGCAGCAGCGGUGGUGGUGGUGGACGGCGAGGAACAGCAGCCGCUGCAGCCGCGAUGGCGAGUGAGACAUCUGGCCACCAAGGCUACCAGGGCUUCCGGAAAGAGCCCGGGGACUUUUACUACAUGGCAGGCAGCAAAGACCCCGUGGCCUCUGGAACCCCGCAGCCUCCGCAGCGAAGGCCUUCAGGGCCUGUGCAGAGCUACGGACCUCCCCAGGGAAGCAGUUUUGGCAAUCAGUACGGGAGCGAAGGUCACGUGGGCCAGUUUCAGGCCCAGCACUCUGCCCUGGGUGGUGUGUCUCAUUAUCAGCAGGAUUACACGGGGCCUUUCUCCCCGGGGAGCGCUCAGUACCAGCAGCAGGCGUCCGGCCAGCAGCAGCAAGUGCAGCAGCUGAGACAACAGCUUUACCAGUCCCAUCAGCCUCUGCCGCAAGCCACUGGCCAGCCUGCGUCCGGCUCCUCGCAUCUGCAGCCGAUGCAGCGGCCGUCCACUCUGCCCUCCUCUGCCGCUGGCUACCAGUUAAGAGUGGGUCAGUUUGCCCAGCACUACCAGUCUUCUGCCGCCGCCUCCUCCUCCUCUUCCUCCUUCCCUUCCCCACAGCGCUUUAGCCAGUCCGGGCAGAGCUACGACGGCAGUUACAGCGUCAAUGCUGGAUCCCAGUAUGAAGGCCAUAACGUGGGCUCCAAUGCCCAGGCCUACGGGACCCAGUCCAAUUACAGCUACCAGCCGCCGUCGAUGAAAAAUUUCGAGCAAGCAAAGAUUCCACAAGGGACCCAGCAGGGCCAGCAGCAGCAGCAGCAGCAGCAACAACAACAACAGCAGCAGCAGCAGCAGCAACAGCAGCAGCAGCAGCAGCAGCAGCAGCAGCAGCAGCAGCAACAGCAGCAGCAGCAGCAGCAGCAGCAGCACCCCCCGCAGCAUGUGAUGCAGUAUUCCAAUGCUGCCACCAAGCUCCCCCUGCAGAGCCAGGUGGGCCAGUACAACCAGCCCGAGGUGCCGGUGAGGUCACCCAUGCAGUUUCACCAGAACUUCAGCCCCAUCUCCAACCCUUCCCCAGCCGCCUCUGUGGUCCAGUCUCCCAGCUGCAGCUCUACCCCUUCUCCUCUGAUGCAGAGCGGGGAGAACCUGCAGUGUGGGCAAGGCAGUGUGCCCAUGGGCUCCAGAAACAGAAUCCUACAGCUGAUGCCGCAGCUCAGCCCCACCCCGUCCGUGAUGCCCAGUCCUAAUUCUCAUGCUUCGGGCUUCAAAGGGUUUGGACUGGAAGGGGUGUCGGAAAAGCGACUGACAGACCCCGGGUUGAGUAGUUUGAGUGCUCUGAGUACACAGGUGGCCAAUCUUCCCAAUACCGUCCAGCACAUGCUGCUCUCCGACGCCCUGACCCCGCAGAAGAAGACCUCCAAGAGGCCCUCCUCUUCUUCCAAGAAGGACAGCUGCACCAACUCCGAAGGCUCCUCGCAGCCCGGGGAGCAGCUUAAGUCCCCAAUGGCAGAGUCACUGGACGGCGGCUGCUCCAGCAGCUCGGAGGAUCAAGGCGAGAGAGUGCGGCAGCUGAGUGGCCAGAGCACCAGCUCCGACACCACCUACAAGGGUGGCACCUCUGAGAAAGCUGGCUCUUCGCCAGCGCAGGGGGCUCAGAAUGAAGCCCCCCGGCUCAGUGGCAGCCCUGCAGCCAGGGAAGAGGCUGCCUCCCCAGGUGCUAAGGACACGCCGUCGUCCUCUGAGGGCAAUCCAAAAGUCAACGAGAAGUCAGUCGGGGUCAUUGUCUCCCGAGAAGCUAUGACAAGUCGGCCAGAAAAGCCUGGUGGCCAGGAUAAAGGCUCUCAAGAUGACGAUCCCGCGGUCGCCCAGAGGCCCCCCAGCACUGGCGCGGCCAAAGAAACCGGCCACACAGCGGCUGCGCAGCCGGAGCCUGCAGCCACGGGGAGCAAAGGAAGCAAGAACGGAGACAGUAACUCCAACCACAACGGGGAGGGCAAUGGCCAGGGCGGGCACCCUGCCGUGGGCCCUGGCUUCAUAGGUCGAACCGAGCCCAGCAAAUCUCCUGGAAGCCUGCGUUACAGUUACAAAGACACUUUUGGGUCUGGCAUGCCGAGAAAUGUCAGUGGCUUCCCUCAGUAUCCCACCGGACAAGAUAAGGGGGACUUCGCUGGGCACGGGGAGCGGAAAAGUAGAAACGAGAAGUUCCCCAGCCUCCUGCAGGAAGUGCUCCAGGGGUACCACCACCACCCCGACAGGAGAUACUCCAGGAGUACUCAGGAGCAUCAGGGCAUGGCUGGGGGCCUAGACGGUGCCUCGAGGCCUAAUGUCUUAGUUAGUCAAACCAAUGAAUUAGCUAGCAGGGGCCUUUUGAACAAAAGCAUCGGGUCCUUAUUAGAAAACCCCCACUGGGGCCCCUGGGAAAGGAAGUCGAGCAGCUCAGCUCCUGAUAUGAAGCAGAUCAACCUGGCUGACUAUCCCAUCCCCAGGAAGUUCGAGAUAGAGUCCCAGUCUUCCGCCCACGAGCCUGGGGGUUCCCUCUCAGAGAGGCGAUCAGUGAUCUGUGAUAUAUCUCCACUCAGACAGAUUGUCAGGGACCCGGGGGCUCACUCCCUGGGACACAUGGGUGCUGACACCAGAAUGGGAAGGAAUGAACGUCUCAAUCCGAGUUUAAGUCAGUCAGUCAUUCUUCCAGGUGGGUUGGUAACCAUGGAAACAAAGCUGAAGGCUCAGAGCGGGCAGAUAAAAGAGGAGGACUUUGAGCAGUCCAAAUCCCAAGCGAGUUUCAACAACAAGAAAUCCGGAGACCACUGCCACCCUGCCAGCAUCAAGCACGAGUCCUACCGGGGUGGCGCUGGCCCCGGAGCAGCCACCCACGAUGCCCUUUCCGACUAUGGCCCCCAAGACAGCAGACCCAUGCCCAUGCGGCGGGUCCCCGGUCGAGUUGGCCGAGAGGGCAUGAGGGGUCGGUCCCCUUCUCAGUAUCACGACUUUUCCGAAAAGUUGAAACUGUCCCCUGGCAGGAGCAGAGGCCCCGGGGGAGACCCGCACCACAUGAACCCACACAUGACCUUCUCCGAGCGGGCCAACCGGAGUUCCUUACACGCUCCCUUUGCGCCCAACUCGGAGAGCUUGGCCUCCGCCUACCACGCCAACGCUCGGGCUCACGCUUACGGGGACCCCGGCGCGAGCUUGAACUCACAGCUCCAUUACAAGAGGCAGAUGUACCAGCAGCAGCAGGAGGAGUAUAAGGACUGGGGCAGCAGCUCUGCCCAGGGCGUCCUCGCCGCCCAGCACAGGCAGGAGGCGCCACGCAAGAGCCCUAGGCAGCAGCAGUUUCUCGACCGAGUCCGGAGCCCUCUGAAGAACGAUAAAGACGGGAUGAUGUACGGCCCACCCAUGGGGACGUACCAUGACCCCAGCGGGCAGGAAGGGGGCCGCUGCCUCAUGUCUAGCGACGGUCUGUCUAACAAAGGCCUUGACUUGAAGCACAGCGCCCAGAAGCUACAGCAGGAAUCCUGCUGGGAUCUUUCUCGGCAAACUGCUCCGGCCAAAAGCAGUGGCCCGCCCGGGAUGAGCAACCAGAAGAGGUACGGGCCCCCCCACGAGAGCGACGGGCACGGGCUGGCUGAGUCCGCGCAGGCAUCCAAGGCUAGCAACGUCAUGCUGAGACUGCCGGGCCAAGAGGACCAUUCUUCCCAGAACCCUUUAAUCAUGAGGAGGCGCGUCCGAUCUUUCAUCUCCCCCAUUCCCAGCAAGAGACAGUCCCAGGACGUGAAGAACACCAACACUGAGGACAGAGGGCGCCUCCUCCACCCCUCCAAAGAAGGCGCCGAGAAGGCGUUCAAUUCCUACGCCCACCUUUCCCACAGUCAGGACCUCAGAUCUGUUGCGAAGAGAGAAUCCGCCAAGGACCUCCCCAGCCCAGACAGUAGAAACUGCCCUGCCGUUACCCUCACCAGCCCUGCCAAGACCAAAAUCCUGCCCCCACGGAAAGGCCGAGGACUGAAACUGGAAGCUAUCGUGCAGAAGAUCACGUCUCCCAACAUCCGGAGAAGUGCCUCCUCGAACAGUGCCGAGGCCGGGGCGGACGCCGUCACUCUCGACGACAUACUGUCUCUGAAGAGCGGCCCGCCCGAAGGUGGCAGUGUUGCCGCCCAGGAGGCCGAGAUGGAGAAAAGGAAGGGAGAGGUGACAUCGGACCUGGGCUGUCCAGCAAGUCAAGAGCUGAACGUGGAAAAACCUCUGGCGAGGUCUUCAGAGGAGUGGCGCGGUAGCGGGGACAACCAAGUGAAAACCGAGACCCUCCCGGAAACGGUUACUGUGGGGAAGGAGCCCCCUGGAGCCGUGACAACUGCAACCUCACAGAAGCCUGGGAGUAACCAGGGGAGACCAGAUGGCUCCCUGGCUGGGACGGCACCUUUAAUCUUCCCUGACUCAAAGAAUGUAACUCCGGCGGGCGUGCUGGCCACUGAGGCGAGCUCCAAGGCCGAAGAGAAGGAGAGCGAUACGGUGACAAUUUCCCCCAAACAGGAGGGCUUCCCCCCGAAGGGAUAUUUCCCCUCGGGAAAGAAGAAGGGGCGGCCCAUCGGGAGCGUGAACAAGCAGAAGAAGCAGCAGCAGCAGCAGCAGCCGCCACCUCCUCCCCCUCAGCCCCCUCAGAUACCAGAAGGUUCUGCAGAUGGAGAGCCCAAGCCAAAAAAGCAGAGGCAAAGGAGGGAGCGAAGGAAGCCUGGGGCGCAGCCCAGGAAGCGGAAAACCAAACAAGCAGUUCCCAUCGUAGAACCCCAAGAACCCGAGAUCAAACUGAAGUACGCCACCCAGCCGUUGGAUAAAACCGAUGCCAAGAACAAGUCUUUUUUCCCGUAUAUCCAUGUAGUAAAUAAGUGUGAACUUGGAGCCGUUUGUACAAUCAUCAACGCUGAGGAAGAAGAACAGACCAAAUUGGUGAGGGGUCGGAAGGGGCAGAGGUCGCUCACCCCUCCUCCCAGCAGCGCCGAGAGCAAGGCGCUCCCGGCCUCCUCCUUUAUGCUGCAGGGACCUGUCGUGACAGAGUCUUCUGUCAUGGGACACCUGGUGUGCUGUCUGUGUGGCAAGUGGGCCAGCUACCGGAACAUGGGCGACCUCUUUGGACCCUUCUACCCCCAAGAUUAUGCAGCCACUCUCCCGAAGAACCCGCCUCCCAAGAGGGCCACAGAAAUGCAGAGCAAAGUUAAGGUACGGCACAAAAGCGCUUCGAAUGGCUCCAAGACGGACACUGAGGAGGAGGAAGAGCAGAAGGAGCAGAAGGAGCAGAGGAGCCUGGCAGCCCACCCCAGGUUUAAGCGGCGACAUCGCUCCGAAGACUGUUCCGGAGGCCCUCGGUCCCUGUCCCGGGGCCUUCCUUGUAAAAAAGCAUCUGCCGAGGGCAGCAGCGAGAAGACUGUUUCAGACUCAAAGCCCCCCAUGCCCUCGACUUCAGAAGGCGGCCCCGAGCUGGAGUUACAAAUUCCUGAACUACCUCUUGACAGCAAUGAAUUUUGGGUCCACGAGGGUUGUAUUCUCUGGGCCAAUGGAAUCUACCUGGUCUGUGGCAGGCUGUAUGGCCUGCAGGAAGCGCUGGAAAUAGCCAGAGAGAUGAAAUGUUCCCACUGCCAGGAGGCAGGCGCCACGCUGGGCUGUUACAACAAAGGCUGCUCCUUCCGCUACCAUUACCCGUGUGCCAUCGACGCAGAUUGUUUGCUCCAUGAGGAGAACUUCUCGGUGAGGUGCCGCAAGCACAAGCCUCCCCUGCCGUGCCCGCUGCCCCCCUUGCAGAACAAGACAGCGAAAGGCAGCCUCAGCACAGAGCAGUCGGAGCGGGGGUGAGGGGGGCGGUGUGCGCAGGGGAGUGAAAGCACAGCACGCACAGGUAAGACUGUGGAGAUGACCAGGUGGUGGACACCCCGAUGGAUGGAACCGGCUCUGCUGGCAGCCCCACCCCGCCCCCGCGCCAGCUCUUCCUCAGCUCCCAUCACACGCACCCGAGACACCCCAGGAAAGAAAGACCCAAGAAGUUGGAGUGGCUGUUUCCAUGGACACAAUCUCCAUAGUGACAAUGUGGGGGGAGGGGGGAGGGGAAGGGGGGUGACAGGGAGGGAUAAAAUAUAUAUAUAUAAAUCUAUUUUUAGUCUGGAAAGACUUUGUUUAAAUGAAAGGUGCGCUAUCCCUUUUGAUUCUAUUUUAAAAUUAUCUAGUUAACUCCAAAUUUGUUCCAAUAACAGUGAAAUUUAAAUGUGAAAUUGAACUGAAUAAGCUCAUCUCAUAAAGGACGAGGGUGUGGCUUUGUUCUGAGUCUGUCUCACACCAGUUCAGAACAUUCUAGAUCCAAGAUCAUAAAAGCCGACCAGCCACACCCUAACCACCCUCGGUCAUUCAUUUGUCUCAGAGUGGGAAGGUGGGUGGCGGGGGACGGUCCAUGUUUUCAAGUGUGUGGGAAAAUGAUGUUUCAACACAAAAAUAAAUUUUUUCAUUUCCAGAAACACUAUUUAUUAUUUUUAAGCUUUUUAUCUUUUGGAGGGGUGAAGUUGGCAGAUGCCUCAGGGUCACAACCAUGACUGGCGUCACUGAGCAUAGGGCCCGAGCGUCCACCCGGUAUGCAGGCAGGUCAGGGUGGCCACCUCGGGGUGGGGGGAGCCGGGUAGGGUUACAGACAGGAACCUGAGUGUGGAGGGUGCAGGGGUGUGGUGACCAGGAGCGCCAGAACCCCUUUUUUCCUUUUAGCUUUCAUCUUUAUGAAAAGGGGGCCUGUCAGUUGAGCAGCCCGUGCUACAUGAUUCUUUUAUGUUGUAUUGUUUUGUUUUGUAAAUUGUAUAAUUUUUAAAUAUCUGAGUUUUAAAAAAAUUUUUAAAAGUACAAAAAAAAUCUUGUUAAGGCCUUAAGAAGGGGUUAGUGCAUCUUUCAGGGGUCACUCUGCCGUGGGGAUAAAAUAGCUGUUUCACAAACAGUUUUAUUUAAAAAACAAAAAAAAAUUUUAAAAAAAAUAAACUUCAUUUUAACCUUG
Messenger RNA from Sorex araneus (European shrew), 7329 nucleotides. It is a transcript of the gene TCF20, whose product is annotated as transcription factor 20. The record is from RefSeq and is a predicted model, not a curated record. Lineage: Eukaryota; Metazoa; Chordata; Mammalia; Eulipotyphla; Soricidae. The transcript is spliced from 7 exons. Gene Ontology annotation, cellular component: nucleus. The coding region runs from base 138 to 6155 and encodes 2005 amino acids. Gene Ontology annotation, biological process: regulation of transcription by RNA polymerase II.